AUGGUUUCCUCAGACGUCGCUUCUGCUUUGACUUACGCAACUCUCUUGUUGGUUGAUGCUCAAAAGGACAUCACCUCAUCAAACAUUCUUGCUCUCACCAAGGCUGCUGGUGUGAAUGUUGAUAAGACCUCUGCUGAAGUCUUUGCUAAAUAUGCUACUCCAUCUUUGGUUGAAUCACUCAUCACAAAAAUGACCACUGUUGGUGGUGGUGUUGCUGCCGGAUCUGCUCCAGCUGCUACUGCUACUCCAGCUGCUGCUAAGGAGGAAGAAAAGAAGAAGGAAUCCGAAUCCGAGGAUGAUGCUGAUGCUUUCGGUGGUCUCUUCUAA
Naegleria lovaniensis is the source of this 327-nucleotide messenger RNA. RefSeq lists its product as uncharacterized. Gene Ontology annotation, biological process: cytoplasmic translation. Lineage: Eukaryota; Heterolobosea; Eutetramitea; Acrasida; Naegleriidae. The record is from RefSeq and is a predicted model, not a curated record. The transcript has a single exon. Gene Ontology annotation, molecular function: protein kinase activator activity; ribonucleoprotein complex binding; structural constituent of ribosome. Bases 1 to 327 code for a protein of 108 amino acids. Gene Ontology annotation, cellular component: cytosolic large ribosomal subunit.